Ostrinia furnacalis (Asian corn borer) is the source of this 375-nucleotide messenger RNA. RefSeq lists its product as uncharacterized. The record is from RefSeq and is a predicted model, not a curated record. The transcript is spliced from 3 exons. The coding region runs from base 1 to 375 and encodes 124 amino acids. NCBI's taxonomy places the organism in Eukaryota, Metazoa, Arthropoda, Insecta, Lepidoptera, Crambidae.
AUGUCGAUUUUCUGGCUACUUUGUUUGGUGUGCAGCCAUAUUGGAUUAACCACAUGCAUAUCUUCAAAAACCAAUGACAUAUUUGAAUUUGGUGUCGACAAGGGAAGGGUCUCAUUCAAUGUGGUCGGUAAUAUCGGCUUGUUCGAAAAAAAUACAAAAAUACCUAUUGAGGUACCAUACUGCAUGAAGCUGACCUACGUGCGAGUAGAGGUGGACAACAGCCUUGGCCCGCCGGUCGUGUCGCUAGACCACGGCCUGCAAAUGGUCACCAUCAAAUAUCGCCCGCUCCAGCACAGCAAGUCUACGUACUCGGUCACCGCCAAAACACUACCAAUGAAGAAAUGCGACCUUGUCGACGACAGUAAUGGUUAUUAA